UGCACACAGCUGAAUACGUUUUCUUGUGCACUUUUUCCAUUUUGUUUAUUUUCAUAACUAUGCAAAACCCGAAAGCAACGUGUCGGCCCAAAACCAAUCGAAAUAUUUAAAAACUCCCGAACACCAAUCGCCUCGCCUCACCCAAAAUUAGUGGCACACAAAAAUGCAUCAAUUGUGUAAUCACUGAAUUACAGAUGGUGCCUAAUGGCGAUUUGUUUGUAUCAAAUCUUGGGGUUAUUGCCUUAUAAAAAAUGACAAAUCAAUGUAUAAACACGGCCACAUGGAUAUUCAUACACAUGUACGAGUCCAUACACGAGCUGGUGUGAAUUUGCAAACUUCGUUUCUUUCCUUCAGGCACAAACAGGAUGAGGCAUCCUGAGAAACUGAGAAACUAGCGCAAUAGAGGAGCAGAAGGGAAGCAGAGGACCACGCGCCACCAAGUACCGAAGCAUUCAACAUAUCAUUUCGUGUAGAACAUAGUACGAGUAUCAGUAUUAGCAGCAUGUUGGACAUCACUUGGCUACCCACCGCCUGCGGCUCACUGGCACCUGCUCUAAUACCACCGGCACAUAUUGCCAUUCUUUGGUACUUCUGGGAGAACUACGCCCGGUACGUGGAUAGGCACUUCUGCACCUGCUCAUGCUGGGACACAGUGUUCAAGGGCCCGUACGAGUCGGGGGUGGCCGCCUACAAGCACAUGUACUUCAAUGCCACUCCCAACAGCUUCAAGAUGUGGAUACUGACCGUCUUCGCAGUGAUUGCCCUGUACGAGUGCAUCAAGCGACUCAUCGCCCUGAUCCUGCAGAGCCGCGUGCGCUACUCGAUGCUGCUGCUCUUCCUGCUGUCCAUCUUCUCGCACUACUACGCCUGGUGGGCGUACAUCAACUACUACAACGACGACUACUACAACCAGUGGAACCACCAGCUCUUCUUCACGAUUACCGAACUGUUCUCAACUGUGCUGGUGAUGCACCUGGCCAGCACCACGAACGUCGUCACACCGAAGAAGGUCUUCUGCAUUGUUGGUAUCGCCUUGCUGCACAUCCUCGCCAGCAGCUUCGACCAGUUCUUCUUGAACGUGGUGCGAGGUGAGGGCUACGCCCACCAGAUAGUCCGAGACAUUGGAUUCAUGGUGCCCGAUCUACUGCAGCUCUUCGUACCCGUGUGGCUGCUCCGCCAAACGCGACGUGAGAGCUACUCCACUCGGCCGUUCUAUCGGGAUCGGAAGCUGCAUCGCGACCUCGUGGCCAUGUUCUGCCUCGUUUCACUGCUGUUUGUCCUCUGCACGGUUUUGUGAGAGCGAAUUCUGCUGGACGCCUACGAGGAGACGCACGGCAAGAUCGAGCCCGUGCAGGAUGCAGCGGUGCAACUGCUAAACCGAUAUCGAAUGCUGGCCAGUGGCAAUGUCCACAACUAGGGACAGAUUGAUGGACACGGACGCGGACGCGGACACUGACACGGAUCGAGGUGGAUUGGCGAGGACAAUAUGCAGCGCUUGGCAGUAAGUGCAGGGCGCAAACACGUCCCGAUUCCUGUAGAAUUUUGUAUUUUCCUUUACCGUUUGUGAUAGUUUUUUCUGUCGUGAGUUUUGUUUCUUUUUUGUUUUUUUAAGCAGUUGUGAAGCAUAUCGAUAAGCAUAAUCACCCUAAUAAUCAAGGUACAUAAUCAAUACAGAAAACUGUAAUCUUCCAUUUAGAAACAAUGUUGACCGAUGUUGAUGUUGAGUUAAAUCAUAAUCCCAUAGUUGAGCUAGGUAUAAGCAUACAAUAAAUAGCAUAGAGAUCCUAGAUUCGAGUGUAGGUGUAGAAACUCCCCCUCUAGAAACAUCGAACAUGUGAAGAACAUGUGACUGAGUGUGCCACUUGUGCGUAGAUACCUAGUGUAGUGCCAUUGAUUAUACAAACGAACAACGAUGGAUUGUGGAUGUGGAUACUCCCCACCCGAUGAAUUAUUAAUCUACCUUAACAUGUUACUUGUGUGACUUACGACUGUUGUUCGAUAAUAAUGCUAACAAUGUUAUACAUGUCGAUCCAUAUGGCAAACCAAAUAUUUCAAUACAUCUCGUAGAUAAGCCUCACAACAAAAACCCCAGUCGUAGUAAUCAAAAUUAGUGUUAAACGAUAUUGUUACAAGGAAAUCAAAAAAA
Messenger RNA from Drosophila subobscura, 2146 nucleotides. RefSeq lists its product as uncharacterized. The record is from RefSeq and is a predicted model, not a curated record. The transcript is spliced from 2 exons. NCBI's taxonomy places the organism in Eukaryota, Metazoa, Arthropoda, Insecta, Diptera, Drosophilidae. The coding region runs from base 503 to 1297 and encodes 264 amino acids.